AUGGCAGCCGACAACGUCCCCAUCACCGGGCUCGACGAGCUCGAUGCUCACCUCGACAGCCUCAUCGAGGACCCCUCGCUCGACAUCCAGCGUGCCCUCUUUGACCAUGUCGAACUCCAGCUCACAGAGUCCAAUAUCCCUUCUCUCAUCCCCAGGUUUCUCCCGAAGAUCACAGAGAUUCUCAAGGCUUUUCAGCAAGAUCCGGCCGUCCUCUGCAGCCUAGCCAUCCGCCUUCUGGAUCCCCUGACCCUGACCCAGGUCCUCUCCCUCGCCUCCGAGGAUGCCCUCAUACUCGCCAUGCGCUCCCCAGCGCCCUCCGCAAACCUACUCGCAAUCUCCGUCCUCGCCAAGGGCGCACGCUCCCCAGGGGAUGCGGCCAUCCUCGCCGUCAUGAAGCCCUUGAUGACGAGUUUCGUCACCCAGUGGCUCAGCAGCCCAUAUGUCGAGGUCGGCGAGAGAGCCUCUCGCGUGCUCGGCAGUUUGCUCGAGACGGACUGUGAGCAUUCCCAGCACGCAACUAGCUCGCCCUCACUAGCAGGCAGUGAUUAUAAUGCCAACAGUGCGCAAACAAUCGCCACCAGAGCCUCACGACCGCCGGGCCAGGGGCUCAUGUGGCGCAGGAUCUUUCAAGACCGCGACAUUUACGGACUCAUCCUUGCCUAUUGCAGCACUCGUCAACCCAGUCCAUCGCUAGACGAGAAGCAGCGCACUUUAGCCCAGGGCCGGGUCUUGCGCAUCCUGCCUCGGCUUGCUGCGCUGAACCUGGUAGCUGUGUCGCGGUCAGACUUGAAUGACCUGUAUCAGCAAUUCUCCACCACCAUCACAACAACGAGCACGACCGAGAAUAGUAAUGAAGGCAGAAGUGCUGGGCUGCUGCAGUUCGCCGCCCUGCACAUGAUAGACAAGGAAGACCAGCUCAUGCAGCUCAGCCUGGUCGACUUUUUCGAGACCCUCGUCAGCAUCCAGGCCACCCUGCCCUACUCUGCCUACAGGACAGACACGCUCAAGAGCCUCAUAGCGCAAGCCACGGCACAAGACGAUGGAUUACACCGGGCUCUGUCGACGUUGCCAGAGCGCACUGUGCCAGAAGAGGCCGAGGAGUUGGGCAGGUUUUUGCGAACAGUAUUAUGA
Messenger RNA from Microdochium trichocladiopsis, 1131 nucleotides. RefSeq lists its product as uncharacterized. Bases 1 to 1131 code for a protein of 376 amino acids. Lineage: Eukaryota; Fungi; Ascomycota; Sordariomycetes; Xylariales; Microdochiaceae. The transcript is spliced from 2 exons. The record is from RefSeq and is a predicted model, not a curated record.